AGCGGAGGGAGGGCGCGGCACUGCCGAGGGAGCCCCGCCGCGGGGGCCGCGACCCGCGCCGCCGGGGAUGCUGCGCUGGGUCCGGCAGCAGCUGGGUUUUGACCCACCGCAUCAAAGCGACACAAGAACUAUUUAUAUAGCAAACCGUUUUCCCCAGCAUGGCCAUUAUGUUCCUCAGAAGUUUGCAGACAACAGAAUCAUAUCAUCCAAGUAUACAGUGUGGAAUUUUGUUCCAAAAAACUUAUUUGAGCAGUUCAGAAGAGUAGCCAACUUUUAUUUUCUCAUUAUAUUUUUGGUUCAGCUCAUGAUAGAUACCCCUACCAGUCCUAUUACCAGUGGAUUGCCAUUAUUCUUUGUCAUAACUGUGACAGCCAUAAAACAGGGCUAUGAGGACUGGCUGCGACAUAAAGCAGACAAUGAAGUCAACGGUGCUCCAGUUUAUGUUGUUCGAAGUGGUGGCCUUGUGAAAACCAGAUCUAAAAACAUUCGGGUGGGGGACAUUGUCAGAGUAGCCAAAGAUGAGACUUUCCCUGUUGAUCUGGUGCUCCUGUCGUCUGACCGAGUGGAUGGUUCAUGCCACGUUACCACUGCAAGUUUGGAUGGAGAGACCAAUCUUAAGACACAUGUUGCAGUCCCAGAAACAGCAGUGCUGCAGUCUGUUGCCAACCUGGACAAACUGGUAGCUGUUAUAGAAUGUCAGCAGCCAGAAGCAGAUCUGUACAGAUUUGUUGGAAGAAUAACUGUAAGUCAACAAGCUGAAGAAAUAGUACGACCUCUUGGGCCUGAAAGCCUCUUACUUCGUGGAGCAAGAUUAAAAAACACUAAAGAAAUAUUUGGUGUUGCUGUGUAUACAGGUAUGGAGACAAAGAUGGCAUUAAAUUACAAGAGUAAAUCUCAGAAACGGUCAGCAGUAGAAAAGUCCAUGAAUUCCUUUUUGAUUAUUUAUCUAAUAAUCCUCCUCUUUGAAGCCAUUCUGAGCACUAUUUUAAAGUAUGCAUGGCAAGCUGAAGAGAAAUGGGAUGAGCCUUGGUAUAAUGAAAAAACAGAGCAUGAAAGAAACAGCAGUAAGAUCCUGAGAUUUAUUUCAGAUUUUCUUGCUUUUCUGGUACUUUACAAUUUUAUCAUACCCAUUUCACUCUAUGUGACUGUUGAGAUGCAGAAAUUUCUUGGGUCUUUUUUUAUUGGCUGGGAUCUUGACCUCUAUCAUGAAGAAACAAACCAGAGAGCACAAGUAAAUACUUCAGACCUCAAUGAAGAAUUGGGGCAGGUAGAGUAUGUGUUUACAGACAAAACUGGCACAUUAACUGAAAAUGAGAUGCAGUUUCGGGAGUGCUCUAUUAAUGGCAUAAAGUACCAAGAGGUCAAUGGUAAACUAACUCCAGAGGGAUUUUCUGAAGAUUCUCCAGAUGGAAAUAGGCAUGGUUUGGUGAAAGAGGAAGAGCUCUUCUUGAAAGCAGUUUGUCUGUGCCAUACAGUGCAGAUCAAUGCAGAUCAGACAGAUGGUGCUGAUGGUCCCUGGCAUGCCAAUGGAAUAACAUCCCCCCUGGAAUAUUAUGCUUCUUCCCCAGAUGAGAAGGCUUUGGUGGAAGCUGCGAGCCGGGUUGGAGUAGUAUUUACUGGAAUUAGUGGAGACAGUAUGGAAGUAAAAAGUCUUGGAAAACCAGAGAGGUAUAAAUUGCUUCAUGUUUUGGAGUUUGAUCCAAAUCGCAGACGAAUGAGUGUCAUUGUAGAGAGUCCCUCAGGGGAGAAGCUUUUAUUCACAAAGGGAGCAGAAUCUUCCAUUCUUCCUCGCAGCAAGAGUGGAGAAAUAGAUAAAACAAGGAUACAUGUGGAUGAAUUUGCUUUGAAAGGCCUAAGAACUUUGUGUGUGGCCUACAGAAGAUUCACACCUGAGGAGUACCAAGAAAUUGGCAAACGCCUUCAUGAGGCCAGGACUGCCUUACAGCAGCGGGAAGAGAAAUUAGCAGAUGUGUUCAACUUCAUAGAAAGGGAUCUGGAGUUGCUUGGGGCUACAGGAGUAGAAGACAAGCUGCAGGAGAAAGUCCAAGAAACUAUAGAAGCCCUCAGGCUGGCUGGUAUCAAAGUGUGGGUGCUCACUGGAGACAAGCACGAAACAGCUGUUAGUGUCAGUUUAUCCUGUGGACACUUUCACAGAACCAUGAACAUCCUUGAGCUUGUGCAGCACAAGUCAGACAGUACCUGUGCAGAACAGCUGAGGCAGCUAGCCAAGAGAAUAAAGGAAGAUCAUGUUAUCCAGCAUGGACUGGUUGUGGAUGGGACCAGCCUCUCUCUUGCACUCAGGGAACAUGAAAAACUGUUCAUGGAAGUUUGCAAAAACUGUUCUGCAGUGUUGUGCUGUCGCAUGGCACCCCUUCAGAAAGCAAAGGUGGUUCGACUGUUAAAAACCUCUCCGGAGAAGCCCAUAACGUUGGCGAUCGGGGAUGGUGCUAAUGAUGUGAGCAUGAUCCAGGAGGCACAUGUUGGCAUAGGAAUCAUGGGCAAGGAAGGAAGGCAAGCUGUAAGAAACAGUGACUAUGCAAUAGCACGAUUUAAAUUCCUCUCCAAGUUGCUUUUUGUUCAUGGGCACUUUUACUAUAUUAGAAUAGCGACCCUUGUACAGUACUUUUUUUAUAAGAAUGUGUGCUUUAUUACACCACAAUUUUUAUAUCAGUUCUUCUGUUUGUUUUCACAACAAACGCUCUAUGACAGUGUAUACCUGACUUUGUACAAUAUUUGUUUCACUUCCCUGCCUGUCCUCAUCUACAGUCUUUUUGAGCAGCAUGUGCACCCGCAUGUAUUGCAGAGUAAACCUGUGCUCUACAGAGACAUCAGUAAAAAUGCCCAUCUGGGGUUUAAACCAUUUCUUUACUGGACCAUCUUGGGCUUCUUUCAUGCAUUUGUUUUCUUUUAUGGCUCGUAUCUUCUAAUGGGAGAAGACACUUCUCUGCUGGGAAAUGGCCAGAUAUUGAAACCUAACAGGCAAAUGAUGUUUGGGAACUGGACAUUUGGUACUUUGGUCUUCACCGUUAUGGUUAUAACUGUUACGAUGAAGAUGGCACUAGAAACUCACUUCUGGACAUGGAUAAACCAUUUUGUUACUUGGGGAUCCAUUGUAUUUUAUUUCAUAUUCUCCUUGUUUUAUGGGGGAAUUAUCUGGCCAUUUUUACAUACCCAGGACAUGUACUUUGUAUUUGUUCAACUGUUGUCAAGUGGUUCUGCUUGGUUUGCCAUAAUCCUCAUAGUAGUUGCUUGUUUGUUUAUUGAUGUUGUGAAGAAAGUGCUGUACAGACAUCUGCAACCAACAAGUACUGAAAAAGCUCAGCUUACUGAGGCAGGUUCAGGUAUCAACUGCUUGGACUCCAUGUGCUGCUUCUCAGAUGGGGAAACAGCAUGCACAUCUGUUAGAAGAAUGCUGGAACGACUAAUGGGAAGGUGUAGCCCAGCGCGGGUCAGCAGAUCAUGGAGUUCAACGGAUCCCUUCUAUGCCACCGACAGGAGCAUCUUGACUCUCUCCACAAUGGACUCAUCCACUUGCUGACAGGGACAUUUUUGAAUGCCUUGUGGAAGCCCUGUGGAGCUCACACACCUGUAGCAGGUGCUGAGGCGAGCUCAGUGUCCGGCGCUGCCCCAGGAAAGCCCAGAGGACUCCUGAGUGCAGCCAGGGCUUGUCUGGCCUGGCAAAAUCUGCACUGCAAUUGCUUCCAGGAAUUUUUCUAAUUAUAUCUACAAAUUGCUAAAUAAGUUUUUGGUUUUUUGGUUUUUUUUUUUAAGGAAUGCUUUUACCUCAGACCAUUUGAUCCUUUUUGUUGCUGUAUGAGCAGAUUGGAAUCCUACAUUUAAUACUGGAGAUAUCCCUAUAGGGUAAUGACAGAAAUCUUUCUCCUCCCAAAUUUGAGUGAUCCAAUUUGAAUCAAUUUGAAUCUGCACAAUUAAACUUUUAAAAGUUGUGUUUUUAAUGAUGACCCUUCCUUUUAAACACACAUUCAUUUUGAGCUGUCUUGCAGAUGCUGUUUUAGCAGUUUGUUACUUUUGUGGACAGUUACUGUAUUCUAUAAGCAAUCAGUUUAGUAAUUUUUGAGAGUUAAAUGCAAUUCAAAUAUUUAUGCUGGUGUAUGAGUGGCUAAUAUAUUAGUCAUUGCUUUCAAAAACACUUAACUGUGACAAAUCAGUAAUUUGGAAUAAUAAGGGAUAUAGCAGCUCAGUGUUCUCCUAAAGUCCAAUUCAGAAACCAGUCAUCUUUUAUUAUGCCCUGUAUGUUUUGUUAACAAUUCUGGAUCCUGACAUGGAAAAAUUUAUUAAGAAUUGGCGGAUUGAGCAGAAGUCUCACUAGCAUAAAUUUUUGAAUUAUUAAUCCUUUUAAAGUUGGGGAAUUUUUGCAUGUUUUGUUCUUUUUCAUGUAUUUAUAUUCGGUCACGUUGUACUUUGAAGAUAUAAUUAAUGCCUAAUUAUCUUCGUCUAUCGGAAGGAUCCGAGACCUUGAUGGCAAUGUUUUGAUACCUAAGUAUGCCAAUAAAAACCAAUUGCACAGUUGGAGCUCUGGGUGGUGCAUCCUGCAGGUGCCUCCCUGUCCCAGUACAGACCUGUCUGCAUGCUGGGGGCUGGGGAGCAGCAGCGUUUCCCUGUUCCCUCAGCCAGGGAGGCUGAACCCACUGCUUGUCCUGGGAUGUGGGAGAUGAAGUGGAGGUGCCUUAGAACAGAGCUGUUCAUGGCUGGGGACUGGGAAAAGUGCUGCUGCUCCAGGACACCCCCUUUUGUCACCUCUGACAGUGACAUCCCAUCAAUAACUGGAAUACUUGUCCUUUCAGACACUUGAAAGUGUAAAGAUCCAUCUUAAAGUUAGCUCUGGGUAAAAACUGCAAAUCUGGGCCACUGCAAACCUGGCUGACUGUAACUGGGCUGCUGCCAGGGCAGUGCAUCCCUCCUGUCAUCCCCAGUUCUCCCAAGUUCAGUGAGCAAAGUCCUGCUUUCCAGGGAUCACAUCCUUCAGAUGUUCCUGACCUACAAACAGCUCUGCUGUUCAUUUUCCUGCCCGUGACUUUAACUGGGAUUAUUUCAGCUCUCCUCUUGGAGCUUUGUUUUUGCAUUGGUGCCUGGCAGCUUCUCUCAGACAUGAAGGCUGCAGGUACCAUGGAGUUUACAAGAUCUCAGUGCUCAAGGCAGCAUCUGCAUGGGAAAGAAAUGGCCAUUGCAACUUCAUGGUUAAAUUUCUAGUGACUUGAACUUGCACACAAGGGAUUUGAUUUUCCCCACUGUUACAGGUAAAGAUCAGUUCAGAAAUUAAGAAGCUUUAAAAAUAAAUUACGAGACAAGAAGGAGGAACAAAAUACAUUGAACUUUCUUUUUAAAUAAGUGUUUAAUUCAGCAUUCAUAGUGCAUUUGUGUAUUAUGUCUUCAGAUGCCUGAGUGCAGUGAAGCUUGAGGCUGAAAAUGUCAGUGUGCACUAGAUCCCCCCAGCGAGUGCCCAGGGGAUGAAGAAACACUAACAUUGAGCCUUGUCUUCUCAUGCAGCAGGUAUGAACAUGUGACUAACCCCACUGCAUGGGGCUGACAACCUGGAUCCAGCUGGAGAGGCAAUAAUCCAUCCAGUCCCCUCCUGAUCUGCAAGUAGUAGCAAAAUACAGUUUUCACCAACUCCUCUAACUUGCUUUAUAUUUCAUAUCUAUCUUAAACCUGGGUUUAAAAUAGUAAUUUUCUUCCUAGUAGUUUUUCUUCCUAGGAGUCUUCAUGCUGCCAUGGAUACCUAGGAAAUACAGAAUUAUUUACUACUCUAAUCAGAUAUCUGCUGUUUGGCUGUAUUUUACACUUCAGCCAGAGUGUUUCACCCUUCAGCAGUGCUUGUUUGUCCGUGUCAGGCCCAGCAUUGUCCUGUCAGUGUGUGUGACUGUGUGCCCUCAUCCCUCCAUCCGUGUGGUUCGUGUGUCCUGCCCUGAGCCUGUUCCUUGUGUGAGGGGAGCAGAGGCUUUGCCCAAAACCCCACUCCAAGCAUUUCCACUGGCCCAGCUCUGUAGGUGAUGUAUUUUGGCUUUUACCACACCAGUGUGUUGAGUAGAUUUGCACAAAAGCAGCACAGUCGUGUAUUUGAAGAAUAAUUUGCACUCAUGAUGUGUUUCUUUAAAACCUUCCAUCUCCUCUCCUCCCUUUCCCCCUGCUUUCCCUUUUCCCAGUGUUUGUAAGGUUACCGAAGAAACUUGCAUUUAAACAAUUCAGGAAGGACUUAAGAAUCCAUCCCUCGGCCAAGCUCAGUGCUGCUCCCAAGGCGUCAGGACUGGCUCAGAGCCCUCCGAGCCGCCUGUGCUGCUGCUCCUCCGGGGACCUCGGUGCUGCUGCUGUCGCCGCCCGGCUCCGGCUCCGGCUGAGCCGCUCCGUGUCCCCGCGGGGGGAACAGCUCCGGGACACGAACGCGCAGAGCGACGCUGCAAGAGACCCCGGCAGCACCGCCGAGGCCUGGGGCUUUAUUCAUCUCUCCUCAGCAGUUUUCAAGGAAAUUACUUCAAACUGCAGCAGGUUCUCACCCUUUUAACGUUUUGACAACAGGAUAAAAGACGAUCUGUGGGGCAUGCAGUUGAAAAGGGUUAAAAAUGAGGCGCACCUUGCUCCAGGAGGAUCUUAAUUUGUAUCUCAAAGAAUAUAUUUUUACAGUUCCUAGUUGCAGUCCUCAUGACAGAUUUCAGGUUUUAUGCAUACAAAAAUAACAAAUCAUCAUCUAGACUCCUGUUUUUUCACUGAAGAGGGAUUGAGCUUGCUUCUUUGAAGGAAAAAACAAAUGGUUUCAUCUCUGCAAGUACCUUUUAAAAGCUGUUGAUCCUUAAUUUUAGGCAGAUUAGGGGUGUUGCCUACUGGAAAUGAGCAAUAAGUAAUACAAAGAAUUUUGGACCUCUGACACUGUGGCUGCCUCAUGUUAUUUUUGCUCCUUUGACAGCGAGGCUGUGUGCUUGCUCCUUGUACAGCUUGGUCAGUAGUUGUUUUGAAAAUGGUUUAUGAAAAUUAUAUUUAUUAAAUAGAAUUUUCACUUCUA
This is a messenger RNA of Melospiza georgiana, 7015 nucleotides long. It is a transcript of the gene ATP11B, whose product is annotated as ATPase phospholipid transporting 11B (putative). NCBI's taxonomy places the organism in Eukaryota, Metazoa, Chordata, Aves, Passeriformes, Passerellidae. The record is from RefSeq and is a predicted model, not a curated record. Gene Ontology annotation, cellular component: trans-Golgi network; recycling endosome; endoplasmic reticulum. Gene Ontology annotation, biological process: phospholipid translocation. Gene Ontology annotation, molecular function: ATP hydrolysis activity; magnesium ion binding; ATP binding. Bases 68 to 3538 code for a protein of 1156 amino acids. The transcript has 32 exons.